Molecule: messenger RNA, 2539 nt
Organism: Porites evermanni
Lineage: Eukaryota; Metazoa; Cnidaria; Anthozoa; Scleractinia; Poritidae
Source: the annotation of a GenBank genome assembly
CCAUCGCAGAGUUUAGAUUUAAUUUUUGUCGAGUCAGAACCUUAAAAAAUGACAACAAAGGACACUCAUUGAGCGUGACGCGCUCACCCUGGCUCAGCACGUGAGUUUUGGAUAACAGUCGAACAACGACAUGUUAAUCUACAUGUUGGGGCAUCAAUAUAUUGACAGCUGGAAGACACAAAAUCCCCCGCAGAAAUCAUUGAUAUAGGACUGUACAUCGAGCUAAGGGCCAAACGAAGAUGUGCCCACAAAAAUAGACCCUUUCAAGUUAAAUUUGCCUAUUAACGCGUCACAACCUGUCGAUAUUGCUGCUCGAAAAGAAUACUUUGGUUUCGUUUUAGAUCUAGCGCGCAAGCGAGUCGUAUCUCGUCGAGGUUCGGGUCAACAGUUUUGAUGGAGCGACAACUAAACUUGGUUUUUCCACCCCCUGUUAGAGGCAUGAAGUGUCUCGGUGUGUUCGUCCUGGCCUUCUCAAUUAGUACAUGCAGAUGACGGCUUACUUUGUCUGGGUCCCGGCUUCGUAUUAACAUAGCGUGUCCUGAAAGUCCUUUCGUGUUCUCGGCCGGUCUUGUUGUUCAGCGACAAAUGCUGUAUUUCGAGUAUCGUGUCCGACAAAAUCUUCAAUAUUCAUGGCUUUGACGAAGAGAUAUGUUAUCUCCAGAUUCCUAAUGGCUAGAACAAGGACGAAAUGUUUAUUUAUACUCUUUUUUUCCAUCGCCUUGUACAUCGUUGUUAGCUUCAUCACUCUACUCUUCCGUGAAAAUGGCGUCCUCGACGUUCCUGCUAGCUUCGUCGAAAGUGAAAAGCUCGAACUUUCUAGCGUAAACUUGCGUUAUCUUCCUCGGACAAACGUCGAAAAGCACGUCUGGCGUGGUUACGAGCAAGAGGGAGAUGCAGACGCCAGCGAAAUUUCUGACAGUAAUGAGUCCCGCAGUCAGCCACCGGACAUUGAAAGUGAAAAUAACGGCGAGGACAACAUGCAGGGACCUAAGCCAAGAUUUUUGUAUGUUUUUCGCUAUUAUGAACAGUUAGGCCGAGCCACUGCCAACAUUCUAGCGCUGGCUUCGCUAGCUAAAUAUGAGAAUCGCGCAAUUGUUGUUCCGUUUGUGAAUAACUCACGUAUGUCAGGGCUGCCAGGAGGAGUGAGUCACUACUACCGAAAGGUUGAAAAAGUGAAAAACUACGCUCCACUGGAUACAUAUUUCGACGUGCAAGACUUUAAUUUCAAGUUAGAAUCUCAUGGUUACAGUACUUUUAAGCGUUUUCAUGACCUCGAGCAUCACUGUUCGAACAGAUUUCAAGUCGUUGUUCACUUCUUGUUCGACAAGGAAGAUUUCAUGAAAAAUACGGCGUCGUGGUACAGAGCUAGUGAUGCGGAGGUGAAAGCUAUGUACAAACAAGCGAAGGAACACAAUGGCUGGAUUGAUUGCCCUUGGAUAAAGCGAUCUCGACUUAGUAAACAGAUCGGUUUUAAAAUAAGCCGGUAUGUGUGUGUGGACCCGGAAGUCAUAAGGUCUGGCCAAGAACUCGAGGACAAGGUUCUCCAAGGAGCAACCUGCGUUGGGAUCGUUCAGUGGAGAGGUACUGGUGAUGAACGCACGCAUUUUCCACUUCACCCAGCUAUCACCAAUCCACUUCAACCGUCUGAUCUGGAAUUUAACGCAAAUCUUGUGAGAAUUGCCAGAAAUUUUGUCAAAAACACAUUCAAGGGAAAAUUUAUAGGUGUUCAAGUGCGUUCGGAGAGACACGUGCAACGAAAAGGCGCGAACAUAACAAGGCGAUGUUUCGAAAAACUGGCUGCUCGGGUUCAGGAGUCACGGGAAGCGAUUCAUGCUCGUCAAGUUUAUUUAGCUUCGGAUUUGACUGAUUACGGCUCAGACACGCUCAGGGACAUUACAGGGGCGAGCGAUCGUCAAUCUUUAUCCCUUUUUUUACACAAGCUUCUUAACAACCCAGAAACAUUUGAUCCAACAGGGAUACUUUACGACAACGGAGCCAUUGCAAUUGUGGAAAUAAAUAUUCUCUCCAUGGCAACGCGGCUAUUCACCCUUGGCGGGGGAAAUUAUCAAGAAUGGGCUGUAGGGUUAUUUUUAAAGCGACAUAAUGACGAGUCCAGAAGAGUUCAUCGAAUGUGUGAACUGGUUUAACUUCUCGACCCAAACCGGCGAUGUUGUGGAAAAGGAGAGCUCUUUCGUUAAUUUGAAUGGAAACCACAGAGAUUGUUUUCUGCAAAAUUAAAAAGUAUAAUGCCGUCGCAAAGAAAAGAAAUGGAAGUCAUUUGCAUGGGAAAACCGCUGAGAAUUUUACGCUGACUGGAACCAUACAAAAGACGUUUAAUUGAGUUAAAAUCUUGAAGGUAAUAAACCCGGGUAUUAGCAUGUCAAGGCAAAUGGCCUCGGUGAUUUAAUUACGUCUGAUGUCCACACUAGUCCGUAUUAUUUGUAAACACACACAAAAAAAACUAAAGCGUUGAUUGAAGCUAAGUUAUGUUAAGCUGAUCAACCUUACUGUUUUUUUUGUCAUUGGAAUCGCCUGUUCG